Molecule: messenger RNA, 423 nt
Organism: Cucurbitaria berberidis CBS 394.84
Lineage: Eukaryota; Fungi; Ascomycota; Dothideomycetes; Pleosporales; Cucurbitariaceae
Exons: 1
Source: RefSeq, a predicted model, not a curated record
UCUCUAUUGAACCUCCCUCCCGAGCUCAUCCUCGAAAUUGGCGACUGCCUUCCUCCCGACGGCAUACUGGCCCUGAAGUUCUCCCACCCAUUUCUUAACAGAAUUCUGCCUCUUGCGCCACGUCUGAGAAACACUACCCUCUCAGAUUGCGCCCGCCUCGCCAUCCGCACCUACCUAUCUCCACCAGAUCUGAAGCCUAGUCAUCUUCGCUGCAUCUUGUGCAAAGCCGUCUAUCCCGCCAGCCUCUUCAACUCAUCGAGCAGUCCUGCUUGCGUUCCCAUCUCGCUUGCCGAAGAUGCCCGACAGACAGAUGUGGUCGAGUUGCCACAGAGACUGUGUUCGUGGCAUGUAGGUAGGUUGGCACGAGUCAUACAUACUGAGUCGGGCGGCAGGAACGAGUGGAUCUCUCACGUGGACAAUAUG